AUGAUUAUUGUUGGAGCGUGUAUGCUGGUUGCACCAAAUGCACAGUUCAUGGAUGAUAUGCAAUCCUUCAAGCUGGAAUGUUUAGGGGAGAGUGUUUUCGAAUGCCUAAAUGGGGAAUGUAUAUUCCAAGAUCGCUUCUGUGAUGGAAAUUACGACUGUGAAGAUGGCAGCGAUGAGAAUUUUUGUCCUCAUCAAAUUCCGGAUGCUCAGUACUGCAACACAAGUCACCAGUAUUUGUGUGCGGACGGUAAGAAGUGCAUACCGAACACCUGGGUCUGCAACCUCGACCCUGACUGUGAUGAUGGAUCUGAUGAAGCCAACUGUUCAGCCACACUCAGUAAUGCAAAUGCAACCUGCAAGGGCUUCCAAUGUGAUGGGACGCGAUGCAUUUCUAAGUUCUGGAUGUGUGACGGUGCCUACGACUGCCAGGAUAAGUCUGAUGAAGAUAUCGAGCAUACCUGUCGUCAUGCGCUACGAGCUCGUGAGAUGAACAACGGACUGCGAUGUAAUAUUGAUUCUUUCGGUGUGACCGCCAUGUUGGAGUAUACAUGCCUGGACAAUUCAUUCUGCGUGCCCAAAGACAUGAUGUGUGACGGCCUCAAUGACUGCAAGGAUGGGAGCGAUGAGGGGAAAUUUUGUGAGCAUUGGCAUACUAUGUGCACAAACUACACCUGCAACGGCACUCAGUGCGUUCCUGAUCGUUCCGGACCCUAUUGCGACUGCAUGAGCCCUCAUUCCCAGUACAACUACACGAGCCAACGGUGUGAGACUAUCAACAACUGCUUGGACGAUAGGCCGUCCUGCUCGCACCUGUGUGAGCGACAUGGGGAAACAUUCAAAUGUUUGUGUGAGAAGGGCUACGUUACGGACACUGCUAGCUACUUGUGCUACGCUCCUGGGCCUGAAGCGAUGUUGCUAUUCAGUACGCGUAAUGAUAUAAGAUACAUCAAGGUCAAAACGAAACAACAGAAAGUUGUCGUAUCUGGAAUUAAACGGGCUCACGGAGUCACAUUCGACGGUACGUACGUUUAUUGGGUAGAAACUGCCCAGGGUCACCAAGCCAUUGUAAGAGCUCAUAUAGACAAUGUCAAGGACACCAAAGAGGUUCUCGUUGCCAUAGGCUUGGAAGACCCCGGCGACAUAGCGAUUGAUUGGAUAGGUGGAAAUAUAUACUUUACUGAUACAGAAAGAGGGAUCAUAUCUGCCUGCAGAGUUGAUGGUUCUAUCUGCACAGUGUUACAUGCAGAUACUAAGCGUCCAAAGUUUGUCACAUUGGAUCCUAAGACGGGUAAAAUGUUCUGGGCUGAUUGGCACGACAGACCCUUGAUCAUGAUGUCACGAAUGGAUGGCUCACACCCUGAAAUCUUAGUGGAGAAGCUGGCCGACUUCGCGACUGGACUGGCCCUAGAUCCUCCCAAUGAAAGACUGUACUUUGUUGACGGAACUAUCAAAGUUGUUAAAUUAUUCGAUUUUAAAGUAUAUUCACUAUUCGAGGAGGCAUUUCAUCAUCCGUACGCGAUAGCUGUCUUCGAAAACACUGUGUUCUGGAGUGACUGGACAUCAGACACUAUUCAAACCACUGAUAAGAUGCACAGUGCUGAUAAGAGAGACUUGCUUGUGACUCUAGAUGAGUCUGUGUUUGAUAUGCACAUAUAUCAUCCGUUGAUGAUGACCAAAGAUAAGCAUCCGUGCAAGAGUAAUCCAUGCUCACAUCUGUGUCUAGUUACUUCUAACACAACUUAUUCAUGCGCAUGUCCAGAAGGAAUGGCGGUUAAUGGAACUGUGUGCAAACCUAUACAAGAGUUUAGACCCCAGUAUCUAGUAUUGGGUGGCGGAUCCGCGUUCACGAGGAUACAGUACUCUAGUCUUGGAAAUCCUGAGAUACACGGGACUCAUUUUGAUAUCGGAAGAGUACAAGCAAUGGCCUAUGAUAAUAAUAGAGAUACACUGUAUGUGUACGAUGGUCAACGCAAAUCUAUUUGCUAUAUCAAUAUGAGUGACUUCACUCUCGGCGUUACCCAUCUUCUCGCUUAUAAUGGCUUGGAAAAUGUCGUAGAUAUGGAUUACGAUUACGUAUCAGAUUCUCUGUACAUUCUGGACGAGGGUCGGAGAAUGAUCGAAGUCAUAUCGCUGAGAACUAAACAUAAAGCUUUGAUCUACCGCUUCGCUGAAGAAGAGAUACCUAUUAGCUUCUGUGUAGUGCCAGAAUAUGGGAGGUUGCUGGUGGCAGUUUCUGAGAGAGACUACAACAAUGAAAUACACAUUGACAGCAUUGGUUUGGAUGGAAGUGACAAGAGACAUCUUCUCAUGAACAAUAUACUAGGUCCUAAUGUUCGUCUCCGGUACUCGUCUGAAAUGGACAUCGUAUACAUCGCUGACGAAGGGCACGCAGUCAUUGAUUUUAUACACCCUGAAGGUACUGGAAGGGAAAACUUUCGAGAGAUCAUUACGACUGUUGCUAGUCUAGCGGUGUCAGACACCCACGUGUUCUGGACUGACCGACACACCCAGCGCCUGUAUUGGGCUGACGUGCAUAAGACUGGCCAGAUCAUACGCAGGAUGGAGCUCUAACCCUUCACCAUGCUCCCACCUGUGUGUCCAAAUACCCCACCCAAUACCGCAAGACCUUGAUAUGGGCUACAAAUGUCUGUGUCCUGCUGGAUUACUUCGAAUGAACGAUACAUGUGUGAGCAUUAAGAUGUGUCAAC
This is a messenger RNA of Leptidea sinapis, 2708 nucleotides long. Its product is annotated as low-density lipoprotein receptor 1-like. The record is from RefSeq and is a predicted model, not a curated record. The transcript has 18 exons. Gene Ontology annotation, molecular function: protein binding. Lineage: Eukaryota; Metazoa; Arthropoda; Insecta; Lepidoptera; Pieridae. Bases 1 to 2571 code for a protein of 856 amino acids.